CUCUCCCAAACAGCUGCAUCCUGUGGACCUCUGGCAGACGUUGGACGCUGAAAGUCUCUUUUUAUUCCACCAACCUGCCUCAGAAACGUUUCCCUGUUACGCUGGUCUCUUUAACUUUACUGUUGUUCAGCUUUUAUAAAUAAAAUAGAGACGAAAUGAUGGAAAAUAGCUUUUUAAAACAUGUCAGCAUGAUGGAAGUGAAGGUGGCUAAUAUUAAAAUGAGCCUUUAACAGGUCAGUCAGGUCGAUGUUUCAUGUUGUCAGGCUUCCAUGCGCCUUUUUAUGUGUUUUAUCGUCUUGGUAAACCCCCCAGAGUGAAUAAUGGUGCCAUUAAAGAGAAGGAAACUGGUCUCCUCUCAUACUGGGAGCACUGGGACUGAGGUCAAGUUCCCUCGCGUUGUUUUGUUUCUGUUGGAGAGAAAAAUGGGAGCAAGCCGGAGAAGUUUUCUGUCUCAGCUCGGCAGAAAGAAAGGAUUCCAAGUGGAGGAGAAGUUCAGUGAAAACGUCACUCAUGUCAUAUCAGAGAAUAACUCGGGUUCUGAGGUCAGGGCGUGGCUCGACUCACAGCCCGGCUCUCCAACACCUUCACCUCACCUGCUCGACAUCAGCUGGUUCACAGAGAGCAUGAGGGCGGGACUUCCUGUUCAAAUACUCGAGACACAUAAACUUCAGGAGCAGCAGAGUCCCGAGGAAGACGUGGUCUUGUUCUCCGUCCCGAGCUACGCCUGUCAGAGGAGAACAACUCUGGAGAACCACAACGCCGUCCUCACAGACGCUCUGUCUCUCCUGGCUGAAAACUCUGAGCUCAGCGGGGACGAAGGACGAGGUGUUGCGUUUCGCCGAGCCGCCGCCGUGCUGAAGUCUCUCCCUGAAGCGGUGACAAGCAUGACGCAGCUCAGAGGGCUUCCCUGUCUGGGAGAUCACUCACUCAGAGUCAUUAAAGAUAUUCUGGAGAACGGAGCUUCAAGUGAGGUUGAAUCCACAAAGCAGUGUGAGCGGUACACUGCCCUGAAGGUUUUAACAGGAAUCUUUGGCGUCGGAUCAAAAACAGCAGACCGGUGGAUCAGAGACGGGAUACACAACCUUCAGCAGUUACAGGACUCAGGGCAAACUCUGAAUCGAGCUCAGCAGGCAGGUCUGGAGCACUACAACGACCUGAAACAGCCGGUCACGAGAGCAGAGGCAGACGUCAUCGCAGAGAUCGUGGAGAGGACGGUUGUUUCUGUUUUACCAGGCGCUCAGAUGACUCUGAUUGGAGGAUUCAGGAGAGGAAAGCAGAGCGGUCAUGAUGUUGAUUUCCUGAUAACUCACCCAGAGGAGGGCAGAGAGGUGGGACUGAUGCCUAAAAUUGUCUCCUGCUUGGAAGAACAGGGGUUCCUGUUGUACCAGAAAACCACCAGAAACUCUUACCUGGAGUCUAAAGAUGGUCCUGGCCGGCCGUCCUCCAACAUGGACCGCUUUGAGAGAUGUUUGUCCAUCUUUAAACUGAUCAAGGACGAGAAACGAGGGAAUAAAACAUCAGAAACACUGACUGAAAACGGCGUACAGACUCUUAUUGGAGAUCUCCAAUCACAUUCACACGCUUUGAGCCAGAGACACUCCGGAGAGCAAAGUCAUAAGACGUCUGAUAAGGAUGAAGAUGAAGGAGAGGAGCAGCUGAAACCUUCCCGACACAAACCAUGGCGAGCAGUGAGAGUGGACCUGGUGGUGUCUCCGAUCAGUCAGUAUGCUUUUGCUUUGCUGGGAUGGACCGGCUCGAAGUUGUUUGAGAGAGAGCUGCGACGGUGGGCGGGACAUGAGAAGUCAAUGUCUCUGAGCAGCCACGCCCUGUACGACAACAAACAGAAGCGAUAUUUAAGAGCAACAUCAGAGGAAGAGAUAUUCGCUCAUCUUGGUCUGGAGUUCAUUCCUCCGUCUGAGAGAAACGCCUGAUUGGACCUGAUGAACUCCAGGAGAGACAUGCAAGAAAGCCUGGGACCAUCUGAAGUUAGAAGAGAGGGUUAAUGAAAUCAGCUGGCGGUAAACAGCCGUGCUUUUGCACUGUUGGCUUCAGGCACCAAAAGUGUAUUCCUCUGAGCAACAUCCGUAAUGUACAAAUAUUAAAAGAAACAAUCAUGACCAGAAUGAUGCAUAAAGGCCAACUUAAAGAUUAAAACAAUUGUGAGAAAUGUAAUUUUUAGCAAAAAUGUUAACAGUUUUUAGAUCAAAAAGUUGUUUAUGUACAAGAAACAAACUCAGAAUUUUAGAGUUUAAUAAGUUGGAAAUUUACAAGAAAAACAUGCAAUUCUCAAGUUUAAAAAGUCUUAAAUUUUGACGAUAGAACGUCAAAAAUAAUGUUCUAAAAAUCCUACAUUUUCAGCAGUGUGAAGCAAAACUUGCCAAGAAACCAAACUGAAAAUAAUAGUUAGAUGUUUGACUUUUUGACUCUAUAAUCUCAAAAAUACUAUAUGUUGUUUCACUUACAUUUACAACUUUUAAAGUAAUAAAUAUAGAUUCUUUUCUUGUAAAUGAAAGAAUUUUUAAACUCAGGUGACCCUAAUACAUGGUCAUAAUAAUGAAUAGUUAUACAUAGAUCAUAAGUGUAUGUAGGGCUAUUAUGUCGGGAGUUUGUCAAUGAAAACAAUUAAAAUUGAUGUUAAAUUUUUCCAAGUGGGUCUUGGGGGGCUUAGCUUUUCUUGGAUAUAUGUAGGGGGGCCCUAAAGAAAAAAGGUUGGGAAUCACUGGUAUAGACGAUGCAUUUGAAGGGUUUUACGUCUGUGUUGGGCAUUCAGAGACCAAGCAGUAAUCCUUAACGCUACCUGUGGAUGCACCUUAGAGUAAUUUGAUAUCUGAGAGCUCGGACUGCAUGCAAAGGUGGGCAGGGAUGGCUUUAUCUGGACUGGAUUGGCUGUGCGGACACAUCACAUAAUGGCACACAUUUAAGACUGGCCUACCAACAGAUGUGAUCUGUAUUCUGCUUUAUUUAUGCCCGUCCAGCCUCAUGAGGAGUGAUGAGAACUGCACCUCUCUUUAGAGAUCCAGAUUAUUUGUCUCAGCUCAGGAAUAAGACCUGGUCUUCCAUCCAAACAGCUCUUCAUUUGGAAAAAAAUUUGCCUUUUUUGUAUCUUUAAAGCAACAACAAUAAUAGAAAAAAGGGAAACCAUCCCAUUGCUCUAGAAAGUAGCCAGCUUGUCUGCAAACAACUUGAAUCGAGUUAUCAAUUCAAACUAGCCAGUACCACAGAAUAAUUUCUGAAUGGUUCACUGCUUCUUUUAAAAGCAUGCAACUAAAGCGCAGUCACUUGGUGUCUGAAUGCCCAGCAUGUAUCAGUAAUGCGAAAUGUAAACAGACUGUAAAUGUGGAGCUACUUUUGCUUCCUAACUGGUAUUAAUCAGACUCCUCACACCCUUCCCUGAUUUAUCAUUUACUCUCAUGUGACCUUUCUUUGGGAGAAAACAGAUCUUUAUCUUGAAUAGCAGAAGUUAACUGGCACUGCUGACUGUUUCAUCUAUGCUGUCUGAAAUUGCACGGCUAAAAUUCAUCAUUUUAUAAUCCUAAUGCUUUCUGCCAGAGGCCGACUAAUACUUCAUUGAUUAAUGGUGUUAUCAGCUCUUCAUGUUACCUGUUCAGAAGGAAAAUGCUUUUUUGCAAUGAAGCAUGCAUCCCCAUUUAUCUGGCUCUUAUGUGAUAUGCCUUUUAGGCAUGAUAAUGUAGACCAGUGAUUCUCAACCUUGGGGUCGGGACCCCAUUAAGGGUAGCGAGACACUGAGAGGGGGGUCUCCAGAUGCCUUAAAACAAACCCAUAAUAUUUUUAAGAUUAAAUAUUUGCCACUUGACAUCAAUUUGGCCAAAUUUUCACCUGUUUUUAUAAUUUUCCCACCAAUUUUAACACAUUUUUGCCGAUUAAAACCCAUUUUUGUCCAUUUUAAACCCUUUCUACCAAAUUUUUCCUGCCUGUUUUUGCCACUUUUUAAACCAAGUGUUGCCGGUUUCUGUAUAUCAUUGCCUCUUACUGCCUCUAUUAGCCGCUUUUUACCACCUUGUUGCCCGUUUGUGCCAAUUUUUACCUUUUUCAACCACAUUUCAUUGUUUAUUAUGGCCAUUUUUUGGCAGUUUAACCCAUUGCUGCCUAUUUUUCUGCCUCAGUUAACCCAUUUUUGCCACUUUAAACUCAUAUCGGCCACUUUUUAUUCCCCCUCUACUAACUUUUAUGCCUGUUCUGCCUCUUUAACUCAUUUUUGCCAUUUUGUGCUUAUUUUUGCCACUUUUGUUUAAUUUUUGCCGCUUUUAACUCAUUUUUGCUAGUUUCAAAAUCCCGUUUCAUCACCUUUCCCACCUAUUUUUGCCAAUUUCAACCCAUGUUAAUUCUGUUUUUAAGCAAAGGGAUUUACAUUUUGAAGAGGGCUACUUACUAUGACACAAUAGAAAUAAAAAU
This is a messenger RNA of Cheilinus undulatus (humphead wrasse), 4413 nucleotides long. It is a transcript of the gene polm, whose product is annotated as polymerase (DNA directed), mu. Gene Ontology annotation, biological process: double-strand break repair via nonhomologous end joining. Lineage: Eukaryota; Metazoa; Chordata; Actinopteri; Labriformes; Labridae. The record is from RefSeq and is a predicted model, not a curated record. Gene Ontology annotation, cellular component: nucleus. Gene Ontology annotation, molecular function: DNA-directed DNA polymerase activity; DNA binding. The coding region runs from base 321 to 1931 and encodes 536 amino acids. The transcript has 11 exons.